AUGAAUGGUACUGGAAGGCUAGAACAUCCUUCUGGGGCCGUUUAUGAAGGCGAGUUUAAAGACAAUAUGUGUCACGGGGUUGGAACUUACACACUCCCAAAUAGAGCAAAGUACAUUAGACCAUUCAAGGAAAACAAGAUGGAAGGUGAAGCAGACUUUAUAGAUGAAAAUGGAGUGGCCCAUUUCAUGGCUUGCCAUAAGUGGGACUGA
This is a messenger RNA of Apaloderma vittatum (bar-tailed trogon), 210 nucleotides long. RefSeq names its product MORN repeat containing 2 (gene MORN2). The transcript is spliced from 2 exons. The record is from RefSeq and is a predicted model, not a curated record. NCBI's taxonomy places the organism in Eukaryota, Metazoa, Chordata, Aves, Trogoniformes, Trogonidae. Bases 1 to 210 code for a protein of 69 amino acids.